Messenger RNA from Drosophila innubila, 1416 nucleotides. It is a transcript of the gene kin17, whose product is annotated as DNA/RNA-binding protein KIN17. Gene Ontology annotation, biological process: DNA replication; DNA damage response. NCBI's taxonomy places the organism in Eukaryota, Metazoa, Arthropoda, Insecta, Diptera, Drosophilidae. The transcript is spliced from 2 exons. The record is from RefSeq and is a predicted model, not a curated record. Gene Ontology annotation, cellular component: nucleus. The coding region runs from base 50 to 1222 and encodes 390 amino acids. Gene Ontology annotation, molecular function: double-stranded DNA binding.
ACAAAACGUGAAAUUUACUAAAUUUACACAAAACGUAUAAACUUUAGCCAUGGGUCGUGCAGAAGUUGGUACUCCCAAGUACCUCGCCAACAAAAUGAAGGCGAAGGGCUUGCAGAAGUUGCGCUGGUAUUGUCAGAUGUGCGAGAAACAAUGCCGUGACGAAAAUGGCUUCAAGUGUCACACAAUGAGCGAGUCCCAUCAACGGCAGUUGUUGCUCUUCGCGGACUCGCCUGGAAAAUUUCUACAUAACUUUUCUAAGGAGUUCUCCGACGGCUAUAUGGAACUACUGCGUCGUCGCUUUGGCACCAAGCGGACGAACGCAAACAAGAUUUAUCAGGAAUAUAUUGCGCACAAGGAGCACAUACAUAUGAAUGCCACACGGUGGCUAACGCUCUCGGACUAUGUGAAGUGGCUGGGACGAACGGGUCAAGUAGUGGCCGAUGAAACGGAGAAGGGAUGGUUUGUCACAUAUAUUGACCGCAGCCCAGAGGCCAUGGAACGGCAAGCAAAAGCCGAACGCAAGGAAAAAAUGGAAAAAGAUGACGAGGAGCGCAUGACGGAGUUUAUUGAGAAGCAAAUUAAGAAAGCGAAAUCCAAGGAUGGUGAGGAUGGCGAUCCACAGGAGAAGUUUACGGAACUGAAACGUGAAGAGGAACAGCCUCUAAAGUUGGACAUACGAUUGGAGAAGAAAUUCCAGCCAGAGUCAAUACUGGGCAAAUCUGCCCUUGUUACAAAGCGCACAAGCAACGAUCCCGAUGAGAAGGUUUUCAAGAAACCCAAACCAAUGCCAGCGGAGAGCAGCAGAUCUGCCUUAGGUGAGAUAAUCAAAAUCGAGGAGAAAAAGAAGGAGCGAGCAAAUCGAAAGGAUUACUGGUUGCAUCCAAAUAUAGUGGUCAAAUUCAUAUCCAGCUCCAUGGGCGAUAAGUUUUACAAACAGAAAGCGGUUGUUCAGGAAGUUAUUGAUAAAUAUCGCGCAAAAAUUAAGUUUUUGGAUACAGGCGAUAAGCUUAAAGUUGAUCAGGCGCAUCUGGAAACUGUAAUACCCGCGUUAGACAAGGAAAUUCUAGUUGUUAAUGGAGCCUAUCGCGGCUCUGAAGCGUUGCUUAAAAAGCUAGACGAACGCAAAUAUUGUGUUAGCAUAGAAAUACUUCAUGGUCCACUAAAAGGACGUGUUGUCGAUAAUGUACAGUAUGAGGAUAUAUGUAAGAUUUAUGGCACGUAACAAGCUGCCAACUACCGACUCGGCUUAAGCUUAAAUGUUAAAGAUUAAUUUAUGCAUAUAAGUAAUUAAUUUACGUACUAGAUGAUAAGUUUGAAAUGAAAUUUUAAAGCGUUCUACUCAAGAUAUUCAUAAUGAUUAUUUGUAUAAAAUAAAAUAAACAAUGUUUGGGCACAACGUCGCGACGUUAAAUAUGA